AUGCAAAACUUAUGGAUAUCCGAUAAUGAUGAGAAUCCACCCUGGAAGUUGCAUGGAAUCUCUAAUCGUUUGGUUGCUAAUGUGCAAGAAGUCUUGCGUUCGAGCUUAGCCGAUGCCACGAAAUUUUUCUCAGCAAUUAAAGUGUCCUUAAAGGUGUCCAAAUUUCUCUUGGAUGCAUCCGAGUUUGUUUAUUGCUUUCGAGUUUCUCAGGCAACAUUCAAUUCAAUCCAAUCUUUUUCUCUGAAAAAUCCCAAACUGGAAUGCACCAGUAUUCGUUAUCAAUAUGAAGCCCUUUGUCUAAUGCUCCAAUCGAUGAAUGCGUAUUCGAUGUACAUAGAGCCAGAGCACAGGCAGAUUUUUUACGUGACGGCUCCAGAGUUCCUUCAUCGAAUGAGUCGCUUGGGUUUGAGUCUAGUUGAGAACACAGAGGAGGAAGAGGCAUUACUCACCUCUCUUCCUCGUUGUGAUCAUUCUGCUGGAUUUCUUCGCGAUCCUUCCUUUUGUUCAUUCCCUCCCGGCACUCUGGAAGAGAUGAGUUUUGAUUCAUCAUGUAGAGUCACUUCUCAACGGCGAUCAACCAUUGUGGCCAGUAUUAACGAGAGUGAGUGUUUGAGUAGUCUCGCCCAAGAUACUAUUCCUGUUGGGAAUGUCUCUCAUCAUUCAGCCGACAGUGAUGAGCGAACUGGUGGAAUUUGCACGGCUUUGGCAUUAGCCGAAUUGGGUUUCUUUUACUGCGCCAAUUGCAAUUACCAUCUGGCAUGCCGAUUGGCUAAUCUAGCUCUGAGAAGAAUUUGCAUGAAAUCCUCUUCUCCCCGAGUUGUGGUUCAGGUCUUGCGACUCGUCUGUCAGAUCUGCCUGAUCCAAAGGAAGUUUGUAUUUGGCAUGAAGAUCAUCCAGUUGGUUGCUCAGUUCACCAGAGAAACACUGGGUUCGCACAACAUCCUCUAUGCAACUGUUCUGCUUGACCUUACCUGUCUAUUUCUCAAUACAGAUACUACCUCAAGAUCUUUGGAAACCUACCUGGUGGGUCAUCCUUUAAUCUGUGCGCAAGACUUCCCUUUAUUCGUCAAAAAAUGA
Messenger RNA from Rodentolepis nana, 1077 nucleotides. NCBI's taxonomy places the organism in Eukaryota, Metazoa, Platyhelminthes, Cestoda, Cyclophyllidea, Hymenolepididae. The record is from the annotation of a GenBank genome assembly.